This is a messenger RNA of Trypanosoma brucei brucei TREU927, 303 nucleotides long. RefSeq lists its product as hypothetical. The record is from RefSeq and is a predicted model, not a curated record. Lineage: Eukaryota; Euglenozoa; Kinetoplastea; Trypanosomatida; Trypanosomatidae. The transcript has a single exon. The coding region runs from base 1 to 303 and encodes 100 amino acids.
AUGGACUCAUUUUGUGCGUUAUGUUUGACCUUCUGCAUUGACGAAAGGGAGAGGGGAUCUGCUCGGCCUUGUCUUCAUUCAAUCAUAGUCUGGAAGCAUUUUUUUUGGGAGCAUGGUGCAUGGGAUGAAGAAACGCCGCGCUUUGAAUUGCAUAUACGAUUUGAUGCAACUGCUUUUGUGCAGAUGGCAGUGAUGGGUGAUGGUUUCAAUCUCUUGUAUGUCGGGUGGAGGGCGAGUGGGUCGUGGGUUGGGGGCAAGGAAAAAAAGAAAACUGAGACAUUAAUGCAUCUGUACGUAUCGUGA